GGGGGAUGAAAAAGUUAGGGAACUGUUAGUAGUUGAGUGGUAAUAAAUGAGAAAGCAAAAGGGGUUGGUUUUAAUGAAGUAUGGAGAGAGAUAUAAAUAGAUGUGUGGAUGUGGUUUAAGUUUUUCAUCCAUUCUGUGAAUUAUUAUAUUCCUCGUUGCCCUCCACCUGCAAGAUGGCAAGUGGUUGGAAGAGAGUGGCUUUGUUAUCUUUGUUGUGUUUUCAAGUUAUUGUGUACAAUGUGGUUGCCAAGGAAGAUGGAAAGGAAGAGAAGUUUCUAUUCUUUGGUAAGAGUGGUGGACUAGGGAGUGGAUUUGGUGGUGGGAGUGGUUUUGGAGGAGGUGGCGGCGGCGGCGGUGGGGGAGGGGGUGGCGGCGGUGGUGGUGGAGGUUUUGGAGGUGGGGUAGGAUUUGGAGGAGGUCACGGAAUUGGUGGUGGAUUUGGUAAAGGUGGUGGCGUUGGUGGUGGAGUAGGAGGAGGCGCUGGUGGUGGCAGUGGAGUAGGAGGUGGCAUUGGAAAAGGUGGAGGACUAGGUGGCGGUUCUGGAGGUGGGUUUGGAAAAGGUGGAGGUCUAGGAGGUGGUGCUGGUGGCGGGUUUGGUAAAGGUGGUGGACUUGGUGGUGGUAUUGGAAAGGGUGGAGGCUUAGGUGGUGGUGCUGGUGGAGGUUUUGGAAAAGGUGGUGGACUUGGUGGUGGAAUUGGAAAAGGAGGAGGCUUAGGUGGCGGUGCUGGUGGAGGGUUUGGAAAAGGUGGUGGACUCGGUGGUGGAAUUGGAAAAGGUGGAGGCUUAGGUGGUGGUGCUGGUGGAGGCUAUGGAAAGGGAGGUGGACUCGGUGGUGGAAUUGGUAAAGGUGGAGGCUUAGGUGGUGGUGUCGGCGGAGGAUUUGGUAAAGGUGGUGGAAUUGGUAAGGGUGGAGGUCUUGGUGGCGGAGUAGGAGGUGGUGCUGGUGGAGGGUUUGGAAAGGGUGGCGGACUUGGUGGUGGCAUUGGAAAAGGUGGAGGUCUAGGUGGUGGAGUUGGAGGUGGUGCUGGUGGAGGGUUUGGAAAAGGUGGUGGCAUUGGCAAGGGUGGAGGACUUGGUGGUGGAAUUGGAAAAGGUGGUGGACUUGGUGGUGGUGCUGGUGGAGGGUUUGGGAAAGGUGGAGGACUUGGAGGUGGAAUUGGAAAAGGUGGAGGGCUCGGUGGUGGUACUGGCGGAGGGUUUGGCAAAGGUGGAGGGCUCGGUGGUGGUGCCGGUGGAGGGUUUGGCAAAGGUGGAGGACUUGGUGGUGGAAUUGGAAAAGGCGGAGGGCUCGGUGGUGGUGCCGGCGGAGGGUUUGGCAAAGGUGGAGGACUUGGUGGUGGUGGUGGUGCUGGAGGAGGGUUUGGUAAGGGUGGUGGAGUUGGAGGAGGGUUCGGUAAGGGCGGUGGAUUUGGUGGUGGAGUAGGAGGCGGUGCUGGUGGUGGUGGCGGCGGUGGCGGCGGCGGUGGAGGUGGAGGGGGUGGGUUUGGGAAUGGUGGAGGUUUUGGUGGUGGGUUUGGAAAAGGUUUUGGAGGAGGAAUAGGUGGUGGCUCAGGUAGUGGAUUUGGAGGCGGGGUUGGUGGUGGAGGAGGCUUUGGUGGCGGUGGCGGAUUUGGUGGAGGAGGAAUUGGACACCACUAAACUCUAUUUUGAAUUAAAAUUGCAUUUACUUAUAUUAAGAAUAUGAACUAUAUGUAUUAUUACCAAAUGAAAUUGUUUGCAUGCAUUAGAUUUACUUAAAUAUUUGUCAACCUUCCAUUCCACACAUGAAUAUUGUUUAUGGGUAUAAUUCUAGUCCUCAAUUUUCUCAUCUUCA
This is a messenger RNA of Cucumis sativus (cucumber), 1815 nucleotides long. Its product is annotated as glycine-rich cell wall structural protein. The record is from RefSeq and is a predicted model, not a curated record. NCBI's taxonomy places the organism in Eukaryota, Viridiplantae, Streptophyta, Magnoliopsida, Cucurbitales, Cucurbitaceae.